CUCCGGCGGGAAGGGGAAGCGGCCGGGUAGGACCAGAUUAUGGGCAGAAGUCCUUUAAAUUAAUUUAUCAUCAUCAUGGCUAAUGAGGGCUGUCCCAAGGCUGGUGAUAGUCUUUUUUCAUCAGAUAAACAUGCCCAACUCAUCUUGGCCCAGAUCAAUAAAAUGAGGAAUGGACAGCAUUUCUGUGAUGUGCAGCUACAAGUGGGGAAGGAAACUUUUAAAGUUCAUCGGCUGGUUCUGGCUGCCAGUAGUCCUUACUUUGCAGCUUUGUUCACUGGAGGAAUGAAAGAGUCCUCAAAAGAUGUUGUACAGAUUCUAGGAAUUGAAGCUGCAAUAUUUCGAAUACUUCUAGAUUUUAUUUAUACAGGCAUAGUGGACAUAGGUGUGAAUAAUGUCCAGGAGUUGCUUGUUGCAGCGGACAUGCUACAAUUGACUGAAGUUGUUAAUCUUUGCUGUGCAUUUCUGAAAGGACAAAUUGAUCCACUGAACUGCAUUGGGAUCUUUCAGUUCUCUGAGCAGAUUGCCUGCCAUGAUCUUUUGGAAUUCACAGAAAACUAUAUUCAUGUCCAUUUCUUGGAGGUUCAGAGUGGGGAAGAGUUCCUGGCACUUACAAAAGAUCAGUUGAUCAAAAUUUUGCGAAGUGAAGAGCUUAGCAUUGAGGAUGAAUACCAGGUCUUCUUAGCUGCAAUGCAGUGGCUUCUCAAAGAUCUGGGAAAAAGAAAAAAAUAUGUGGUGGAAGUGCUAGACCCAAUUCGAUUUCCUUUACUACCUCCUCAGAGGCUUUUAAAGUAUAUAGAAGGAGUAUCUGAUUUUAAUCUUCGUGUUGCAUUGCAAACACUUUUGAAAGAGUACUGUGAGGUGUGCAAAUCUCCCAAAGAGAACAAGUUUUGUAGUUUUCUGCAGACAUCUAAGGUUCGACCUCGGAAGAAAGCAAGAAAGUAUCUGUAUGCAGUAGGUGGAUAUACUCGGUUGCAGGGUGGUCGUUGGAGUGAUAGCAGAGCCCUCAGCUGUGUAGAACGUUUUGACACCUUUAGCCAGUAUUGGACCACUGUAUCUUCACUUCAUCAAGCUCGAUGUGGGCUGGGAGUAGCAGUUCUGGGAGGGAUGGUCUAUGCUAUUGGAGGUGAAAAAGAUUCAAUGAUUUUUGAUUGUACUGAAUGCUAUGAUCCAGUUACUAAACAGUGGACAACUGUAGCUUCAAUGAAUCACCCCCGCUGUGGCUUGGGAGUGUGUGUGUGUUAUGGGGCUAUCUAUGCUUUGGGUGGAUGGGUUGGAGCUGAGAUAGGGAACACCAUUGAACGAUUUGAUCCUGAUGAAAAUAAAUGGGAAGUAGUUGGCAACAUGGCUAUGUCACGCUACUACUUUGGCUGUUGUGAAAUGCAAGGUUUAAUUUAUGUAAUUGGGGGCAUCAGCAAUGAAGGAAUAGAACUUCGUUCUUUUGAAGUUUAUGAUCCACUUUCCAAGCGUUGGUCUCCACUUCCUCCAAUGGCAACCAGGAGAGCAUAUCUUGGGGUGGCUGCACUCAAUGACUGCAUAUAUUCUAUUGGAGGGUGGAAUGAGACUCAAGAUGCUCUUCAUACUGUAGAAAAAUAUUCCUUUGAAGAGGAAAAGUGGGUUGAAGUUGCCUCAAUGAAAGUGCCUAGAGCAGGCAUGUGUGUUGUGGCAGUCAAUGGGCUUCUGUAUGUUUCUGGAGGUCGAUCUUCCAGCCAUGAUUUCUUGGCACCAGGGACAGUGGAAAAGAGAGGGAAAGAUGGAGAGAACUAUCAAUGUGAUGGACGUCAAUUAGUUGUCUCCUGCAUGAGCCCCGACUGGGGCCCAGGCCAGGGAAGAGCUUGCAACCAAGGUAGGUGCCCUUGACCGGAAUCGAACCCGGGACCCUUUGGUCCACAGGCUGACGCUCUAUCCACUGAGCCAAACUGGUUAGGGCCAGAGCACAAUUUUUCUUGGCCAUAGUUUAAUUUAUAGUGAAUAGCCAAUGAAACAACAUACUACUUUUACUUGAUGCUAGGAGUUUCACUAGCCCCAAACUUUUAAAAAAUAUAUAUUUGUAUUGAUUUCAGAGAGGGAAGGAGAGGGAGAGAGAGUUAGAAAUAUCAAUGAGAGAGAAUCAUUGAUUGCUUACCUCCUGCAUGCCCCACACUGGGGAUCGAGCCUGCAACCCAGGCAUAUGCCCUGAGUGGGAAUCAAACAGUGACUUCCUGGUUCAUAGGUCGACGCUCAGCCAGUGAGCCACACCUACCAGGGCUAGCCUCAUACUUUUUCUUGGCAGCAAAUAUAUGGGAGGGACAUAUAUAGCCACUGUUAGAAACAUCUAGCUACUUAUAGAGAUAACAGCAUAAAAAAAAGCUUUUGCUCACAUCUUUUUUCUUGAUGCUGAGAAUGCAAAUAAUUAAGAGGAGGUUCUUAGUGAUAGUCCUUUAUUGCAUAGGAUGAUGGAAGGGGUGAUAGAGCCCAGUAGGUGGUAUGCACCUACUGUAUUUUCCCGUAUUUUCUAAACAGGCACCAAAAAUAUGUUUGGCUUUGGGAAGAUGGAAUUUUCUUAGAUCAUCUAGCUUUGUAAAGUUUACUUGUACUUGGGCAAGCCUAAGUAUGAGCUUAUUACAAAGCUACUGCCUGGCUUGAAGAAGGUAGAAUUUUAGAUACCUGUGAAAAUUUUUAGACACUGACUCAUAAGAUGAAAGGCUUCUGAUUCAAAACUACUUCUCAAAACUUAUUUUUCCCCUGAGAAGCAUUUUAAAGAAUUGUUCUCUGUCCAGUUAUGAAAGAUUUGUGUACAUGAUCAUUACUUUUAAGUUAUUUCUACUAAUCAGUUGGAGCCAUUUAUAUGGAAGGUCUUGCAUACAGUUAAGUUUUUACCUAGCUCAUUCCAGGAUUUGAUUAGUAUAUUCCCCCUUUUCUUUACUAAAGUCCUUCAGUAUAUUGUUAUAAGUAUCAAUAGCUUAAUUAGAAUGAAAGCUUUAUGUAAGCAUUAAAGACUCAGGUAGCAUUAAUAUCCAAAAUAUUUGGAUUGGCCCACAAGAAUACUUCGUAACUUAACCAUAUGCUUAUAUUAAGAAAAGCUUAUGGCCCUGGCCAGUAUGACUCAGUUGGUUGGGCAUCAUUCCAUGCACUAAAAGGUUGCCAGUUCGAUUCCCAGUCAGGGCACAUGCCCAGGUUUUGGCUCAGUCCCCAGUGGGGGAUGUGUAGGAAGCAGCUAAUCAAUGUUUCGCUCUCACAUUGUUGUUUCUUUCUCCUUUUCUCUCUUUAAAAGUCAAUUUAAAAAUCUUCCCCCCAAAAAGAAAAGCUUAUAUAGUGCAGACAGAAAGCUCUGAAAGUCUGAAAGGUCACAAAUACCUAAUUGGGAUCUGUAAAAUGUAAAGGAAUGAAAUGUCAAGUUAAUUUGUAGGUUAUUUAAGCUCAUGUGCCUUUAAUAUUUCUAGUUACAGAGAAUCUGCUUUCAAAAGAGAUUUAUAAAAAUGCUCCUAAUUUAAUUUUCAUUAUUGCCUAGCAACCUAAAAUGGCAAUGUGAAAGGGGGGCAUUAUGUACUACUGUGGCAGAAAUGUAAUGUCAAGACAGUGUUUAGCCUUAAUAGGUCCAAAUGAUCCCUGAAAAAUAGGUAAUUGUAAAUAUGCUUAUUGUUUGCUAGGUAAUGACAGAUUGUUUAAAAAAGAAUAUACUAAUAAAGUAUUUUGAUUUUUGCUCUUA
Molecule: messenger RNA, 3685 nt
Organism: Myotis myotis
Lineage: Eukaryota; Metazoa; Chordata; Mammalia; Chiroptera; Vespertilionidae
Gene: IPP
Product: intracisternal A particle-promoted polypeptide
Exons: 10
Coding region: 76-1857 (593 amino acids)
Molecular function (GO): actin binding
Source: RefSeq, a predicted model, not a curated record